AUGGAACAGAAACGGACCAGAAAUUUCUCUUUGGGAACAUCGUUCUUAAAUCUACCCCCAGAGCUCCGUUUAAAAAUCUACGAAGAAGCACUCGUUUCUCCAAAUGAUUACACCGACAAACCAAUGAUCAUCAUUCAAAAUCGCGGCAAUACCUUCACAACACGGGGAAGAUAUAGAGCAAUGUCAAUAUGCCCAAGCUGGGAAGGAAACGACGGCACAGCGCGCAAACUCCUAGGCCUAAAUCACCAAAUCCACGACGAGGCCGAAGACUUCCUCUACUCAAAGCACACUCUAUUCUUCCGCAACUCGUUCGACCUCGAUCGGAUAGGGCAGUUCCUCGACACACUAAGCCCCACGGCACGGGACCAAGUGCGCAGCGUCGGAUUCGAAGUCUUCUUCUUCGUGCACGCCGAAGCAGACGUCCCCAAGCGUACAAUGACGGAAUACGAACGUGCCGGCAAACUUCUCGCGGAGAAACUCCCUCGCUGGGAGAGUGUGCUGUUUUACCUUGAUCCGCGAUUCUAUUACCCCUCCACGUUGGCCGGAGGCACCAAAGCCGCUAGUACUCGGGGUGUCCUCGAUCUCGCGACUCGAUUCGCGACUUUAUGCAAGGAUGUUACUUUCUCCCCACUUCCGGAUGAAGACCAUCAUCUUCUCAUAGAGGCGCAACAGAUUGUUUGGCGGAGUAGCUCGCCGAAACGGCGUGAGUUGGGAGAUAGUCGGCAAUCGGUGAAGUAUUCUUCUUCUUCUUCACGGGAUGCAGAGUGGCAUGGACUUGCAGAGUAUGACUCUUCGGCACUUAUAAGUGCAUAA
Penicillium manginii is the source of this 813-nucleotide messenger RNA. RefSeq lists its product as uncharacterized. The record is from RefSeq and is a predicted model, not a curated record. The transcript has a single exon. The coding region runs from base 1 to 813 and encodes 270 amino acids. Lineage: Eukaryota; Fungi; Ascomycota; Eurotiomycetes; Eurotiales; Aspergillaceae.